GGAGCCGGUAGGCACGAGGUGUCGCGGAAGAAACGUUGUUUUCCUGUUGAAAUACUAAAAUCAGCCCCCUUGUGUGCUCUCGGGUGGCCGAGAAGGUCCAUAGCGGCUGGGGCUGCGUUGGAAGCAGCGUGGCCGAAGUAAUGCCUCACCUGGUUUGAAGACCUAGGAGAGCUUUCCGUUUGCAUAAGGUGUAAAAGAAAAUGGAAGAAGAUGAGACUUUACAAGGCAAGGAGAGAGCAGAAGCUGAAAAACAUGCCGCUCCUGAGAUGGGGCAGCUAUCAGUUAGUGAGUUCCUUUGCCACUGCUGUUAUGACACUGUCAAUCCCACCACCCUGAACUGUGGGCAUAGUUUUCUGCAGACAUUGCCUAGCCUGUGGUGGGUAUCAUCCAGAAAGAAUGAGUGCCCUGAAUGCAGAGAAAAAUGGGAGGGAUUCCCCAAAAUCAAUUUUCCCAUUAGGGAUAUUAUUGAAAAGCUAUUUUCUGAUGCCAUUGAACAAAGAAAAGAAGAUAUUCAACAAAACACUGAUGUAGCACGCAGCUUAGCAACCUUCCAAAAAUAUGGGAAUGACCAGAUCCCUACAAUUCCGAACACAGGAAGAAUUAAUCCUCGAGGAGGAGGGUUUUUCUCAGGCGUUCUGACAGCUUUAACUUGUGUAGCAGUCAUUCUACUUGGAUAUCACUGGAGUAGCAGAGAAUUUGAAGAAGAUCAUCUUGUCCACAAGCCUGUUGCUAAGUGGACUGCUGAGGAAGUGAUACUGUGGUUAGAGCAGCUGGGCCCAUGGGCUUCACAUUACAAAGAAAGGUUUUUACUAGAGAAAGUGAAUGGAAGACUCCUUCUAACAUUGACAGAGGAGGAUUUCAUCAAAGAGCCUUACAGUAUAGAGAACAGUACCCACAGAAGAGCUAUUGUGGCGGAACUGGAAUGUGUGAACUUUAGUGUUAAGCCACCACAGAACCUUGGGAUAUAAGGUACGUUUUAUAUGAAAAUCUUAAAUCCAGGAAAAUCACUCUUUCUUCUGUAUGCACUGAAGAAUUCCCCAAGGCUCAGUAUGUUAUACCUCUAUUUGUUUGAGUACAUGGAAGCUUUCCUACCUUUCAUCCAUACAAUUUGCCCUAUGCAGGAAGACAAGUAUGAAGAUACUUUCACAAAACUAAGGACCUUAAAGAAUCCUUCUUGGAAACAAUGGAGAGAAUUCAUUGUGAAGUACUUCUUUUUGCCAUACCAGCUGAUAGCUGAAUUUGCUUGGGAUUGGUUGGAUGUGCACUACUGGACGUCAAGAUUUAUAAUUGUAAAUGCAAUGCUGCUCUCUGUUCUGGAAGUAUUCUCCUUUUGGAGGCUCUGGUCAAGAAGAGAACUGAAGACUGUUCCUCACAGAAUGUGGAAACAUUUCUGGAAAGUCUUAACCCAGGGUCUUUUUAUUGCCAUUUUUUGGCCUUUUAUUCCUCAGUUUGUCUGCAAUUGUUUGUUUUACUGGGCCUUGUACUUUAACCCAAUUAUAAACAUUGAUCUUGUUGUUAAAGAAGUAAGGCGACUGGAGACACAAGUGCAAUGACUGGCAUUGGAACUUUUGAGCUGUUUAGCUUCUAAAAAUAAACACUUGAAAUAAACAUAACUGUUCUUUGUAUAUGUGGCAGAGAAAGUGGUGGAUUAGGUUAACUUAAUCAUACAAAAAAGCCUUAAUAUUAGUUACCCUUAAAUCAGUUGAUUCCAAAUCUGAGGAUGGGUUUUGUUAUCCAAAAGGAAUUUCCUGUUAAAAAAAUAAGACAUUCCUGAUUUAACUGUGUAAAACUUUUAUGGUCCUGUCACCCUACUUUUGAUCAAAUCAAACUUCUUCAUCUUGUCUUGAGUAUUCUGGUUAUUUUCAAGCCUGCCUUAAAAUCGGUGUCUUCUGAACAGCUAUGUGACUUUUUUUUUUUUUUUUAACUUAGCAUUUCACACCAGCAAUGUGUUCCUCAAGUUGAGUUUGCCAAAGGAAAGCUCUUCCUGGAUAGGCUUGAAACUGAAAGUACUUCAGUGUUUUCAGUCUGCUUCACAUGUAAAGCUAUGACCGUCAAAUACGGUCACAGUAGAGUUUGUUCUAAAAUUCCCGCUGUUGGAGGCAAAGACUGAGGGUUUUUUGUCUUUCGGAAAAUGUGGUGAUUACUAUUCAAAAUUUGUUUUUCAGAUCAGUUAGACUUCGUCAGUACCUUCUUCAAUGCUCUCCUCUUGAAGCCUGUUGCUAAUUCUUAAGUUUAGGGUUAUCUCAUAAAAAGGGUUAUUUUGAGAAGUGAUCUGACACUGUAAUUGUGUCCUAGUGCAAUAUAAUGCAUGUAUGUAGAUCUGCGAGUGAAUAUUGACUGGAAGGUUGUUUUGCGUAAACAGGAUUGCCAUGUGUUAAUGUAUGGUUUUUUGACAGAAGCAAAUGUUAAUUUUUUUAUUUACUCAAGAGCUUUGUCCCAUUGCAUUCUACAGCAGUUUGAGUUUUUUCAUUUUUCAUUUGUAUCAUUAAUAGUAACUUUGAA
Cuculus canorus (common cuckoo) is the source of this 2502-nucleotide messenger RNA. RefSeq names its product bifunctional apoptosis regulator (gene BFAR). NCBI's taxonomy places the organism in Eukaryota, Metazoa, Chordata, Aves, Cuculiformes, Cuculidae. Gene Ontology annotation, cellular component: nucleus. The record is from RefSeq and is a predicted model, not a curated record. Gene Ontology annotation, biological process: proteasome-mediated ubiquitin-dependent protein catabolic process. Gene Ontology annotation, molecular function: protein binding; ubiquitin protein ligase activity.